Messenger RNA from Anisakis simplex (herring worm), 270 nucleotides. NCBI's taxonomy places the organism in Eukaryota, Metazoa, Nematoda, Chromadorea, Rhabditida, Anisakidae. The record is from the annotation of a GenBank genome assembly.
AUGUUCGAUACGUAUCAGUCAAUGUUAAUACACAGUUGCGUUUUGAUUGAUGUAAGCACUGGUAUCAACCGAACAGUUAUCGAUGAGAACGGAUGCUCUCAAGACACAUCUGUGAUGGAUACACCUGACUACGUUGAGCCGUUAACGGCGUUUGCUGUUGGCAAAGCUGUCAAAUUUCCAGAUAGUCCUUUAAUUCGAAUGAAAUGUCAACUGAAAUUUUGUGACCGUUUACUCGGCGAAUGUGAGGCGAUUUUGGUAGGUCUCUUCUGA